AUGGACAAAGAGAGAUCACUAGCUGCAGGUCAUUUUCGAACCGAAAAAGGGUUUUUAACCAUUGGAAUUCCUACUGUCACCAGACCGAAGGCGAACUAUUUAGAUAAGACUAUACUGUCCAUCAUCAAUAAUACUAAUGCUGAUGAAAAGAAAUCAAUUGUAAUUGUAAUCUUUCUAGCGGACUUAGAUCAUAAAAUUAAAGAUAUUACAAGAAAGCGUUUAACAACUCGAUAUAAAUCAUUUAUGAAGAAUGGGCUGAUACAAAUUAUUCAAGCCCCUGCAUCAUAUUAUCCUCCUCUCGAUAACUUGAAACGAAACUACGGCGAUUCAGCUGAACGAGUGCGAUGGCGCUCUAAGCAAUGCAUUGACUAUGCCUUCUUAUUUGAGUAUUGCUCCGGUUUAUCGAAAUACUAUUUACAACUUGAGGAUGAUGUCUUAUCCUCAGAAGGUUUCGUUACAACCAUUCGUGGUUACAUCAAUAAUCAAGUAAAACCAUGGAGCUCUAUCCAUUUCGCUAAAUUAGGCUUUAUCGGCAAGCUCUAUAGGGAUGAUCAUUUACUUAAAUUAGCUGCAUUCUUUAAAAUGUUUUACGACGAGCAACCUAUUGAUUAUUUAAUAGGUUAUUACAGUAUUUUACGAAUGUUGCCUAAGCCACUACUUCGUUUGCCUGCUUUAUUCCAGCAUAUUGGAAUGGAAUCAUCAUUAAAAGGGAAGUUGCAACCAUUACGUGAGAUAUCCUUCACUAGCAAGCGGAUUUACCAUGGUGAUAAUCCACCUGCAAAGAUAACAUCCACUUUUUUCUCAUACGGAGGAGGAGAACCAAAACAGCCAUAUGAUGCUAAGCCUGCAUUUUUCUGGUGUAAGAAACCCCAGGCCGGUCACAAUAUGGUGAUCUAUUUCGAUGCUGCAAUUAAUUUAACACGGGUUGUCAUUGCAACUGGUGAUCCAUCUCGCCCAAAUGAUAUCUUUGGUGAUGCUUCAGUUCAAGUUAGCCAUUCGCGUAAUGAUAAACUAAAAACAUGCACGAACUGGAUUACUAUUGGAAAAUUUGAUAAGCAUGGCUUGAUGGAUGUAAAGUACAAUUUAUUACGGGAGCAUGUUAAAGUCAAGAUUAAAUGCUUACGAAUUUACGUCAAUAAAAGUCAACGAAACUGGGUUAUUAUUCGUGAAAUUGCAGUCUGGAAGCAUUUUCCACGUACUAACAACCAUUAG
This is a messenger RNA of Trichoplax adhaerens, 1212 nucleotides long. RefSeq lists its product as uncharacterized. The record is from RefSeq and is a predicted model, not a curated record. The transcript has 2 exons. Gene Ontology annotation, molecular function: acetylglucosaminyltransferase activity. NCBI's taxonomy places the organism in Eukaryota, Metazoa, Placozoa, Uniplacotomia, Trichoplacea, Trichoplacidae. Gene Ontology annotation, biological process: protein N-linked glycosylation. Bases 1 to 1212 code for a protein of 403 amino acids.